AUGCUCACACAAUUGUUCACUUCGUCAGCAAUUGCUGCUUGGUCAAUUGCAUCAGUACUGCCCGUAGGCUCGUGUGGACCUACUGCUCAUAAGGUUUUCUCACGAACACCCGCAGCUGGAAUAGACGUCAAGUCGCUUGCAGCACAGUUGUCUAGUAAUGCACAGAUCUACUAUCCUGGAAGCGAGUUGUUCACCGACUAUACUGUCCGCUGGUCGAAUCUUGCACCCCCAACACCCAAUGUUGUCAUAGCACCUGGAACAGAGACUGAUGUGUCCUAUAUCGUCAAAUUUGCUGCUGAGCACGAUAUCCCCAUUCUUGCUUACAACGGACACCAUGGAACUUUGACCAGUUUGGGCAAAAUGACAUAUGGCAUCCAAAUCUAUAUGCCUCAAUUGAGCUCCAUCUCUAUCGCUGAGAACGGAUCAUCUGUCACAAUUGGUGGUGGCACCAACAGUAAGAAGGUGGUGGACGCUCUGUGGACAGCGGGCAAGCAAACUGUCACUGGAACAUGUGAGUGUGUCAGCUACCUCGGACCAGCGUUGGGAGGUGGUCACGGUUGGCUUCAGGGUCAUCACGGAUUGAUUUCCGAUCAAUUCGAGUCAAUGAACGUCGUCCUGGCAAAUGGCGAUGUGAAGACAAUCAACGCUCAAUCGGAUUUGUGGUGGGCCAUGCAAGGAGCUGGACACAAUUUUGGCAUCGUCACCUCUGUCACGUCCAAGAUUUACGACAUUGAAGACACAGAUUGGGCAAUUGAGACCAUAGUCCUCAGUGGCGACAAUGUCGAGGCAAUCUACGAGGCCGCCAACGAGGUGUUCAUCAACAGUGGCACCCAAAGCACGAAAAUUCACAACUGGUCUUACUGGCAGAAUGAUGCAAGUCUCGACGCGGAGAAGCCUGUUAUUAUAAUGUACAUCAUCCAAGAAGGAGUGAAGGCGGUCGACCCUAAAUACACGAAACCUUUCCAUGAUCUGGUCCCUCUCAAAUCUACACCGCAAUCCGGAACAUACCACGAUCUCGCUGCUUGGACCGGUAUUGCAUUGGACUCUCCUCCGUGCCAGGACUUCGGCUUCAAUAACCCCAGGUUCCCCAUCUACACCAAGGCCUACAACACCACUGCACAGAAGAAAGCAUACGAAAUUUACGCAUCCGCCAUCGGAGGUGCCGACUCCCCCUACACCAACUCAAUAUUCAUGUUCGAAAACUACGCUAGCGAAGGCCUCCGCAGCCGUCCUGCUGACGUUUCGGCAUUUGCAUUCCGUGAUGCGCACAUUUUGGCUGCGCCGCUCAUCAUCUAUGCGCCAUCGAGCACGGCGGAAGACGAUGCUGUUAAGCAGCUUGGCAAUCAGCUCCGAGAGGUCCUCAGAGAGGGUACGGGAAGCGAGGAGCUUCAUACUUAUGUCAACUAUGCGUACGGAGACGAGGGUACCGAGAGUUGGUUUGGCUAUGAGACAUGGCGUCAGGAUCGUCUCAAGGAGUUGAAGAACAAGUACGACCCAGAAGGAAAAUUCUCCUUCUAUGCACCCAUCUCUCAGUAG
This is a messenger RNA of Boeremia exigua, 1536 nucleotides long. RefSeq lists its product as uncharacterized. The transcript is spliced from 6 exons. Gene Ontology annotation, molecular function: FAD binding; oxidoreductase activity. NCBI's taxonomy places the organism in Eukaryota, Fungi, Ascomycota, Dothideomycetes, Pleosporales, Didymellaceae. Bases 1 to 1536 code for a protein of 511 amino acids. The record is from RefSeq and is a predicted model, not a curated record.